Messenger RNA from Colletotrichum chrysophilum, 363 nucleotides. RefSeq lists its product as uncharacterized. The record is from RefSeq and is a predicted model, not a curated record. Lineage: Eukaryota; Fungi; Ascomycota; Sordariomycetes; Glomerellales; Glomerellaceae. The transcript has a single exon. Bases 1 to 363 code for a protein of 120 amino acids.
AUGAGCAUCGCCAAAAUCGGAAAGCCCAUCGCAGCUGUCUUCCAGCAUCCCGAGGAAACGAAGGACCCAGAGGUUAGCAUCGCUGCUCUGACUACUUCCCCGAGGAAGAUCCUUGCCGAGCUGGAGAAGCAGACAAACACGAAAUGGAAGACCACGACGGUCAGCCCGGACGAGGCGAGGCGCGAGGGGCGGAUCAAGCUGCAGGAUGGCGACUACAAGGGCGCGUAUGUCGCGUUCCUUGUCGCCCAGCUUUACCAGGAUGGAGCCGGGAGGUCUGUCCUGGACGGGGCGGACAAUGAUCUGCUUGGGGUCGAGCAGGAGAGUUUAAAGGACGUCGUCAAGGGUGCACUUACCUGGGCCUAA